AUGCCUCCCUCACUUCACCCUCAGGCGAAGUUCGAUCCUAUCCCACCGGAUCUAGAUCUGCAUAGUCUCGUCGACCGAAGCCCAAACUUUGACUGGGUGGUGCGCAUUUCUACCGCGCAGAUUCGACGCCUCGGUUCCUCUGGCUUUGAAAAACUGGUACAGCUACAUGUCAUUGAAGGCGGCCGGCCGCUGGUCAUAGAAGGAUGGAACAGAGUACUUCCCGAUGACUUGUUCAGCGCUGCGUGGCUCGAGGAAACGCACGACAAGAAGCAGGAGAACGUUCGUGAUAUCACAUCGCAAUCUGAUAUCCCUAUGACGACUGGUCACUACCUACGUUCCAUGCGACAACUUACGAACCAAUGGAGCCCCACGAACUACCGCGAUGAACGGCGACAGCGUCUCUACCUGAAAGAUAUCGACUGCCCUCCCGAGUGGUACAACCACCUCAAGAAAGUCAUACCGCCCAACGUGUUCUACAUGAAUGACAAUAUUAGCGAAGUGCCAGGUGCAGAUGCCCGUAACGAUGACAUCUUUGGCGCCCCAGAGAAGACUUCAGCUGUGGCAGGCGACCUGAUGAGCAGUCUUGACGAGGAUAUGCGCGCACAGAAUCUGAUGUGCUAUAUUGGCCACGAAGGCACCUUUACCCCAGCUCAUCGAGAGAUGUGCGCAAGCUUGGGCCAGAACAUUAUGGUCGAAGCAUCGGGUGAUAAGAAUGGAGAGAAGCCGGGUAGCUCUAUCUGGUUCAUGACCGAGACCAAGGACCGUGAAGUAGUUCGAGAAUACUUCCUCUCAAUGUUGGGUCAUGACAUCGAGAUCGAAAAGCACUUUGCCCAGAUCAAUGCUUGGAAGAAGGCCAACUUCCCAGUUUACGUGGUUGAACAGAAAGUUGGCGAUUUCAUCUUGGUCCCUCCCCUGGCACCUCACCAGGUCUGGAACAGAGGCACGAGGACGAUGAAAGUCGCUUGGAACCGCACAACCGUUGAGACGUUGGACCUAGCUCUUCACGAGGCUCUCCCAAAGGCGCGCCUCGUCUGCAGGGACGAGCAGUACAAGAACAAGGCCAUCAUCUACUUCACCCUCGAGAAAUACUACAAAGAGCUACAGUCACUCGAGGAAAGCUCCGAGGUCAGCUGGUUAGGGUUUGGUCAGGAGCUGAUGCAGAAUUCGUCACGGACGAAGCAGAUGGCAAGCGACUUCAAGAAACUGCUAUCCCUCUUCACUGGGAUACUCGUCGACGAGAUGUUCGCUUACAAACAAGCGGAUGUCGAGUAUGUCCCCUUUGACUCAAAUAUCACCUGUUCUUACUGCCGCUCUAAUAUCUUCAACCGGUUCUUGACUUGCAAGUGCUGCGUGCGUCUGCUGAUCAACGGCGACGAAGAUACAUACGACAUUUGCAUGGAAUGCUACGCGAUGGGCCGCUCAUGCGUUUGCAUGUCCGGCCUGCAGUGGUGCGAGCAGUGGAAAUGGUCUGACCUCGUCGAGAAGCACGAAACAUGGCGUGCCAUGGUCAUCAAGCAAGACGGGUUCGUCGAUAUCGAUCUGUCACCUCAGCCAAUCGAAAUCGCCCGCAAAAAGUCUGGCAAGAGGUCGGUGGGUCAAAUUGCCCAAGAACAGCUCCGAAAGCGACCUUGGAACGACAUCUCGAAGCCACCCGAGGUCCCCGUCGACGAGUCGGAACCCGAGCCUGAAGUCGAUGAAGAGGGUCGUGUAAAGAAGAAGCCAAAGCGGAAGCGGAAGCUCAAGAAGGGCGAUACUCACGCCUGCCACGUCUGCUGUCACCAAGAGUACACCUACAAGCUCAACUUCUGCACCACCUGCACUCAAGCCUACUGUUACGGUGUACUCUGGAGAGCCUUCGACCUAAUGCCGCAGACUGCUAUGGAGCAAGAACAUUGGCAAUGUCCCAAAUGUCUCGGCAUCUGCAAUUGCGGAUCGUGUAGGCGCAGUGGUAACACGGUUCCCUAUGUGCCCAAAAACACGCUACUAGGGCAUGACACUCGCCCUAUUGCCGAUGACCGCAGUGUCGAGUCGAUUGUCGAUUUCCGUGCAAAUAACCUCAAUUGGUUGAAGGCAGCUGGCGACGACAAUCGAAGCAAAGACAGCAAGCGCAUGCAGAAACUGAGACAACAAGCCGAUGCCGAGAAGGCCAAAGACCCACUGGCGACUAUGGAUGCGGACGACGCUCCUCACGAGAUGGACUCGGCUGUGCAGGACUCGAUUAUGAAUGGCUACGGCGACCAAAGUCACAUACGGGGUCAAGACUCAGGGGCUAAUGGCCACGUCAAUGGCCGGCCAUCCAGCUUGCAAGGCCAAGAUGACCAAGACAGGCCUGGCAGCCGGGUUGAGACUGCUGACAUGUCGGGUAUCCAGGACGGCGAAGGAGACUCGUCUUACCCUGACCCAUCUGAAUAUUCCGAUCCAUCAAUGGGUACCGGACGCAUGAUGGGUAUGGGAUUCUAUGACCAAGAUGAGAGCGCCGACAAGAUUCUGUUCGAUGUUUUCCAAAUGCCUUCAACCGAUGUUCUCAAUAAUGAGCCCCAGGUGUCCGACUUCGUCAAGAAGACACUGCGACUUGCCAAGAGAAAAGCCAGGCUCGAAAAUGACGAUGACCCUGACUUCCAAGGGCCGAGAAGUCACCAUCGCAAGAAGCCCAAGACCGGCAAUAUUGACCAACUUGUCAAUUUGGACCCGGCUUUGCUUGGCUCUCUUGGCGAACCGGGAACUUCUACACCGACUGCUCCAAGUGCUCCUGAUGCUUCCGUGGCACCUUCUUCUCACGGGGGUACGGAGGGGCAGGGGCAAGAGGCAGAGCCUUCGGAGCCUCCGGAACCAGCUCCGCGGCCUAAGCCGGCGAGGCUACCCAUCGAUCCGCUUCGACCAACGUUACGCCACGCUAAGCCCAUGACCUCGUACGUUGAUGCUGAAGAUCUCGGCGAAGAUCCUGAUGAUAUCGUCCCAGUAAGAAUCUCUGGAGACGGUGAUAACGGCGCGGCUGCAGGAUCAGAACAAGAUCCGGUUGAUCUAGCUGCGGACGCAAUACGCGCGCUGGCACAAUUUCCUUCUGGAGAAACCCCAGUACCUUCCAAGAAGACUGCGACUCCACGAUCGACUGGAACGGGGAAAAGACGAGGACGACCGCCCCGAAGCUCCCUCGGCGCCAGCACUCCGUCAGCAGCUGCAAAGGCAGCCAAGAAACCCGGUCGCCCUGCAGGUAGACCAGGACGACCACCACGACGAUCGACCCUUAGCAAUGUUGAGACUAACGGAGACACUACCGUGGAGGAUGUCGAAGACACCACGAUGGAGGAUGCUGAUAACGGCGAGAAUGGGGAAGACGUCACAGUGGAUGAGCUCGAGGCUCAACUAGCGCGAGAACUCGGGUCUGCUCAGGAGCGCGACGAAGACUUCCAGCCAGCACCUGUCUCGUCUCGUGGCGGGUCGAAGAAGCGAAGAGGUCGUCCCCCAGGACCCCGAGCCUCUAGAAGCGCGGCCCGGGUGUCGUCAGAAGUACAGCCAGAGUCAGAGCAAGAGCCGGUAGAUACCGAAGUCCCCGAGCCGCCACAAGACUUGAGUCGAUUGUCCAUGAGAGAGCGUAUGGCGCUCAAAGGCAAGAAGAUUCGAAUAGGUCAGCGGAAACGACCGGAUGGACAACCAGCCACUCCGGCCACCAAUGCGCCAAAUGCAACUUCUGUGAGUGGCAGUCGGACCAGUACCCCGUCUCGAAAUUUGGAUGCACCCAAGGCCGAACCGACCUCUAAGCAUGGUCGUGGCGAACUUCUCGACGAUGCAUUUGAGCCUCCAGUGGCAGAAGUCUCGUCAUCAUCCAGCUCAGAGUCAGAUCAAGGCGUGGCGGCAGCGCCCCCGCCCGCUACGAAGCCAGGCGGUCCAACAGUCGUCAGACUUAGCUUCUCCGACGAUGAUAGCGACAGCGAUUCGGGAUCCGACAUUAGUAAUGGUGAUGGUGGCCCGGCAAGGCACUUUGGCGCGACGCGUGGAAGAGGACGGGGUAGAGGAAGAGGCGGUCGAAUGGCUACGCGUGGUCGAGCGUAA
Messenger RNA from Anthostomella pinea, 4050 nucleotides. The record is from the annotation of a GenBank genome assembly. NCBI's taxonomy places the organism in Eukaryota, Fungi, Ascomycota, Sordariomycetes, Xylariales, Xylariaceae.